Molecule: messenger RNA, 688 nt
Organism: Pecten maximus
Lineage: Eukaryota; Metazoa; Mollusca; Bivalvia; Pectinida; Pectinidae
Product: ctenidin-1-like
Exons: 5
Coding region: 138-560 (140 amino acids)
Source: RefSeq, a predicted model, not a curated record
GCUACGCAUGGAAAUAACAGGAAACUGGUUGACCUAGUUGUCCGCAUCCUCAGGGCCGCCAUAUAAAAGGUCGGUUCUGGCAUAGAACAGGGUAUCCUUUACAGGCCGGUCUCCACCAAAGGAUCACAGUUUUCAACAUGAGGUUCGCUUGUGCGGUUCUCGCCUCACUGGCCUGCCUCUCGGUAGCGAUGGGUGACGGUUACGGAGGUUCCUAUUAUACGGGCCAGAACAUGUACAAUGGUUACGGAAAGGGAGGUAUGGCUCCGGUCUAUAAUUACGGCGGAUACGGUGGAUAUGGAAAAGGAGGAGGCUACAGCGGAUACGGUGGAAGUGGUGGCGGAUAUGGGGGCGGAUAUGGUGGUUAUCCAACACUACUUUACCCUGUUGCCUCCCCAGAACCAGCUGAUAUCCCGUUGGGAGCCCUUGGAGGACUGUACGGCGGCGGCGGUGGCGGCGGCUACGGAGGAGGAGGAGGAUUAUUUAGCGGCGAUGGGAGCCUACUUCUUCUUUUGGGAGGAGCUAUACUGCUAAUGGCUCUCUUGUCCAACAACACUGGAUAGACAAACACAACGGGAGACAUAUUUGUAUAUAGGUUUUCGCGCAAGAGGUCAAACACGUCAUUUACAGUUAAUACCAAAAACCCCUGUGUAUUUUUGUCAUUAAAUUAUUCUUCGUUGAUACCAUCAAA